This is a messenger RNA of Branchiostoma belcheri (Belcher's lancelet), 1748 nucleotides long. Its product is annotated as peptidyl-glycine alpha-amidating monooxygenase A-like. Gene Ontology annotation, molecular function: protein binding; catalytic activity. Gene Ontology annotation, biological process: peptide metabolic process. Gene Ontology annotation, cellular component: extracellular region; membrane. The record is from RefSeq and is a predicted model, not a curated record. The transcript has 11 exons. Bases 138 to 1700 code for a protein of 520 amino acids. Lineage: Eukaryota; Metazoa; Chordata; Leptocardii; Amphioxiformes; Branchiostomatidae.
UAAAGCACCAUUACGCUUUAUUUGGAAAUGACGACGGGCUACAAUUUAUUACGCUCCUCCCGUCCCCCGCGUUGACGUACCGCCCGGAGUGUACGUAAGCGGCUACGCACUCGCACCUGCGCUGUGUAGUCUCAACCAUGGCGCCCGGUGUACGGGCCGUGUUGACGGGAAUAUGUCUCACCGCCUUCGCUAACAUAUGUUGGGCUUACCCGGCGUGGGACAACCCUUGGUGGCCCCGAGAUUUACUGGAAAAAUUCGACGCAACGUUUGAGGAAUUGGAGCGGCAGCGACCUCCGCAGGGACCGUUCGUGUGUACCACUCUGAAGUCAUGGAGGGUGGAGAAUUUGAUAGCUUCAGGUACAGAAGGGGACAGGAUCGACCGAAUCAUCGGCUACGGUUGUGAGCAGCCGGCGUCCUCACAGACCACGUGGAUUUGCGAGCCGAGCCGGCCUGACACGGUGUGCGCUGGCCCGGUGCUGGGGACGGUGUUUAACUGGGAGAAGGAGCGGGAGGCCGGCCCGGGACAGACCAGUAUGAUGGAGGAGGAGGAUGUAGAGAUCGGCCCAGGAGACAUCAACACUGUCGUUCUGGCCAUGCGGUUCACCGACGAUGGAGAAGAAGAGAGUGAAGAGGAGGAAAACGUUCAGGAAGAUAAAAAUAAAGUGGAUGCCCAGUCAAUAGCUGAACGUGGAAUGGAGGACAGUUCUCUACAGGUUGUUGAGGACUGGCCUGCCCAGAACCUGGGCCUGGGUCAGGUGUCCGGAGUGGCCGUGUGUCCGGCUGGACACGUCCACGUGUUCCACAGGGGUGACAGGGUCUGGGACGACAGCUCGUUUGAUGACGAGAACGUGUAUCAGCAGCAGGACCUGGGCCCGAUCCAGACGGACACCGUGGUGGAGCUGGACCCCAGCACGGGGGAUCUGGUGCGCAGCUGGGGGAAGGGCAUAUUCUUCCUGCCCCACGGCCUGGCCAUGGACGGGGACGGGAACUACUGGCUGACGGACACCGCCAUGCACCAGGUCUUCAAGUUCCCGGCCAGCGGCGACUCCGUACCCCUCCUGGCGCUCGGGGAGGCCUUCCAGCCCGGAAGUGACGACAAACACUUCUGUAAGCCCGCCGACGUGGCGGUGGACGACAGUACCGGGGACUUCUUUGUUGCAGACGGCUACUGCAACAGUCGCAUCAUGAAGUUCUCCAAGGACGGCUCCCUCCUGCUGCAGUGGGGGCACCCCAGCCCCCAGGGGCACGGCUUGUCUGGCCCUCCCCCCGGGACGUUCAGUGUCCCCCACUCCCUGGCCAUGGCCCGGGACCGUGGGGAGGUGUGCGUGGCAGACAGGGAGAACGGACGGGUGCAGUGCUUCGACAUCAAAGAGGGAAAAUUCACCAGACUGUUCCGUGAGAGGGAGUUCGGAGGCCGGGUGUUUGCUGUAGACUACAACCCAGACCAGGGAGGGGUCCUGCACCUUGUGAACGGACCGACGCUGGUCGGCGCCGCCAUGCCUGUGGAGGGCUUCACGGUCAGGUUCAAUGACGGGGAGAUCCUGGACACGUUCCGACCAACCGCACGGGGUUUCAGCCAGCCCCAUGACGUUGCCUCUGCUCCUGACGACUCUGCUGUCUACGUUGUUGAGAUCGGCCCCAACAAAGUGUGGAAGUUUGUUCCCGCCAACGAGCAACCCAACGUCAUCUUACCGCCAUAGGCUCGUAUCUGCACACAACACAAAUGUGUUAGUGGAGCAGAUAACAUC